Botrytis fragariae is the source of this 402-nucleotide messenger RNA. RefSeq lists its product as uncharacterized. The transcript is spliced from 3 exons. Lineage: Eukaryota; Fungi; Ascomycota; Leotiomycetes; Helotiales; Sclerotiniaceae. The record is from RefSeq and is a predicted model, not a curated record. Bases 1 to 402 code for a protein of 133 amino acids.
AUGAUUCGAGCAGUUCUUACAGGUAUGUUUGCACUUAAUACUGAAUACGGUUCUCGAGAUCUCCUUGGUAAGUACCUUGAUCAUAUAACUGGAGUUGCUGAUCCAAUAUAUGAGGCAGCUGCCAGCACCAUUUUCGCGAGUUCUUCGGCGAAUAAAUCGGUAAGGAAACAAGGACAUAGUGUGGAGGAUGAAGUUGAGCUUCGAGCCGCAAGUAAAAGCUCGCAAAUCUGUUCGCCAGCGUAUAAAGAUAUUGUUGCGCGGCUCAAGAGCGAAGACUCAUUUAUUGACAUUGGAUGCUUCCUCGGUCAAGAAUCACGAAAAUUGGUGUGGGACCUAAAUUUUGCGCCUGCAGAUCAGCUCCAUGCCGUGGACAUUAUCAAUCACUGGGACUUGGGUUAUUAG